Messenger RNA from Polyodon spathula (Mississippi paddlefish), 1179 nucleotides. RefSeq names its product ribosome biogenesis protein NSA2 homolog. The coding region runs from base 131 to 913 and encodes 260 amino acids. The record is from RefSeq and is a predicted model, not a curated record. The transcript has 6 exons. NCBI's taxonomy places the organism in Eukaryota, Metazoa, Chordata, Actinopteri, Acipenseriformes, Polyodontidae. Gene Ontology annotation, cellular component: nucleolus; preribosome, large subunit precursor. Gene Ontology annotation, biological process: maturation of LSU-rRNA; maturation of 5.8S rRNA.
UUCUUUCAAAUCGGGUUGGGGGAGAGUAACAUCAAGAUAGAACAGACCCGAAAAUAACAUCUGUAAAAAGAAAGACCCCCCCUUCCUAGCAACCGUUUAUACCUGGAACCGGUCAGUAACAACACCCAGCAUGCCACAGAAUGAACACAUUGAGUUACACCGCAAGCGGCACGGUUAUCGCCUGGACUACCAUGAGAAGAAGAGGAAGAAGGAGAGCCGUGAGGCUCACGAGCGCUCGCACAAAGCCAGGAAGAUGAUCGGUCUGAAGGCCAAACUGUACCACAAACAGCGCCAUUCCGAAAAGAUCCAGAUGAAGAAGACCAUCAAGAUGCACGAACAGAGAAACACCAAGCAGAAGAAAGAUGAGAAGACUCCUGAGGGAGCAGUGCCAGCGUACCUGCUGGACAGAGAGGGCCAGUCCCGUGCCAAGGUCCUCUCCAACAUGAUCAAACAGAAGAGGAAAGAAAAGGCUGGUAAAUGGGAAGUCCCUCUGCCUAAAGUUCGCGCUCAGGGUGAGACCGAGGUCUUGAAGGUAAUCCGCACAGGGAAGAGACAGAAGAAAGCCUGGAAGAGAAUGGUCACCAAAGUCUGCUUUGUGGGCGAAGGAUUCACUCGCAAGCCUCCCAAGUAUGAAAGAUUCAUCAGACCUAUGGGUUUACGUUUCAAGAAAGCACACGUCACACACCCAGAACUGAAAGCCACAUUCUGCCUGCCAAUUCUAGGGGUGAAGAAGAACCCCUCCUCCCCUCUGUACACAACCCUGGGGGUAAUAACCAAAGGAACAGUCAUUGAGGUCAACGUCAGCGAACUGGGCCUGGUCACUCAGGGAGGCAAAGUGAUUUGGGGUAAAUAUGCCCAAGUUACUAAUAACCCUGAAAAUGAUGGAUGCAUUAAUGCAGUUUUGCUUGUAUAAGAACACUCUGCCUUUAAGAACUGUGCCACAUGUGCAGGGAUCAGGACUUGAAAUAAAUACCCCAACAAAGAUCUGGAGGGUCAGAAUGGGUUUUUUGGGUGAAGAAGAUUGACAUCAUCCCUUUGGGAUGCAGUGACUGGGACAUCCCAUACAAUGGGUCUGAAUGACUAUUAUAUUGGUGACUGGAUCGCUAUCAUAUUGGUGACCGUUUCACAGUGAUUUGUACUGUGUUCAUAGCAACAUUUAAUAAAAUAUAACACUGUUCA